UGACAUCCGUUGACGCUAGUGGCGGCGCGCCGUUGGUUGAGUUAGCGGUAGAACCGAGGAAUCGAACGUGGAGGCCGGGACCUUUUUCAGUCGCUAUGCCUUACGCCAACCAGCCUACGGUGCGAAUCACCGAGCUCACGGACGAGAACGUCAAGUUUAUUAUCGAGAAUACGGACCUGGCAGUGGCCAAUUCCAUCCGUAGAGUCUUCAUCGCCGAGGUGCCCAUCAUAGCCAUAGACUGGGUCCAGAUUGAUGCCAACUCUUCAGUUCUUCAUGAUGAGUUCAUUGCCCACCGACUUGGAUUAAUCCCUCUUACAAGUGAUGACAUUGUAGAUAAGCUGCAAUACUCCAGGGACUGUACGUGUGAAGAGUUUUGCCCUGAGUGCUCAGUAGAGUUUACGCUUGAUGUCCGUUGCAAUGAAGACCAGACCCGCCAUGUCACAUCUCGGGAUCUCAUUUCUAAUACCCCUCGAGUCAUUCCGGUGACAUCCCGGAGUAGAGACAAUGACCCCAGUGACUAUGUGGAACAGGAUGACAUCCUCAUUGUCAAACUCCGGAAAGGCCAGGAACUGAGAUUACGAGCCUAUGCUAAAAAGGGCUUUGGCAAGGAGCAUGCUAAAUGGAACCCUACAGCUGGAGUAGCCUUUGAGUAUGACCCAGAUAAUGCUCUGAGGCAUACAGUCUACCCAAAGCCAGAAGAAUGGCCAAAGAGUGAGUACUCUGAGAUUGACGAAGAUGAAGCCCAAGCUCCCUAUGACCCCAAUGGCAAACCAGAGAGGUUCUACUACAAUGUGGAAUCCUGUGGCUCUCUUCGCCCUGAAACCAUCGUCCUUUCUGCUUUGUCUGGUUUGAAGAAGAAGUUGAGUGACCUUCAGACCCAGCUAACCCACGAGAUCCAGAGUGAUGUCCUGACUAUAAACUAGCAGUAGCCAUUUCUAUCAGAAACGGAGCUUGAGGAUAAUGGAGAGACUUCUAAACUGACUUUCCGUUUGCCACUGGAAAGUGGACUAAAAUUUAGCCUCUUGAAAGUCCUGGCUAGCACAUUGCAGCUUUUAAGCCUGUUGUCAGUUUGGGAUGUAAUUCACCCAGGAAGCAAUCAAUGGGAAGGAGAGGUGAGAAGCUUCACUUCCCACAAAGUUUCAUCCUGGUCAGCUUGGGUUGAUUUGUUCCCUUAGAAUGAACAGCAAAUAAAAAAAAAACCUUUUCUCUGCUGGGGAUGAGCAAAGGUUUUAGAAGAUGA
Molecule: messenger RNA, 1240 nt
Organism: Monodelphis domestica (gray short-tailed opossum)
Lineage: Eukaryota; Metazoa; Chordata; Mammalia; Didelphimorphia; Didelphidae
Gene: POLR2C
Product: RNA polymerase II subunit C
Biological process (GO): transcription by RNA polymerase II
Cellular component (GO): RNA polymerase II, core complex
Molecular function (GO): DNA binding; protein dimerization activity
Source: RefSeq, a predicted model, not a curated record